Molecule: messenger RNA, 1281 nt
Organism: Boleophthalmus pectinirostris (great blue-spotted mudskipper)
Lineage: Eukaryota; Metazoa; Chordata; Actinopteri; Gobiiformes; Gobiidae
Gene: hoxb13a
Product: homeobox B13a
Exons: 2
Coding region: 1-930 (309 amino acids)
Biological process (GO): regulation of transcription by RNA polymerase II
Molecular function (GO): DNA-binding transcription factor activity, RNA polymerase II-specific; RNA polymerase II cis-regulatory region sequence-specific DNA binding
Source: RefSeq, a predicted model, not a curated record
AUGAGCGCCUCGCUCGUGCUCAGCCCUCGCUGGCACGCGGACACGGUGAUGUUUGUGUACGACAAUAACCUGGACGAGCUCAACAAGAACAUGGAGGGCUUCCCCACGGCCGCGGCCACGCAGUGCCGCAACAUCAUGGCGCACUCCGCGGCGCUGGGAGGGCAUCCGUCCGGCCUGGUGCACUCCUCCGCGGGAUACCCCGCCGUGGAAGUGUCGGGGUCCGGCUCCAGCGACAGCGGCGCGGUCACGGGGAAGCAGUGCACCGCGGGACCGUGCGCGGCCGCGGUGCCGCACCAGAGCUCCUCCGCCGCCACCGCGCUGCCCUACAGCUACUUCAGCAACGGCUACUACCCGUGCCGCAUGAGCCGCGGGGCGCUCAAGUCGUGCACGCAGGCGGCGGGAGCGCUCAGCUCUCAGUACAUGGACACCCCCGUGAGCUCCGAGGAGUACCCCAACCACCGCGCCAAAGAGCUCGCCUUCUACCACAGCUACCCCGGGCCCUACCAGUCCAUGGCCAGUUACCUGGACGUGUCCGUGGUGCAGACGCUCGGCGCGGAGCCGCGGCACGACACUUUGCUGCCCGUGGACACUUACCAGCCCUGGGCCCUGACCAACGGCUGGGGCGGACAGAUGUACUGCAAAGAGCAGGGCCAGAGCCACCUGUGGAAGAGCGCACUGGCGGACGUGGUGGCGCAUCAACACGACGGCUCUCCCUUCCGCCGCGGCCGGAAAAAGCGCAUCCCGUACACGAAGGUGCAGCUGAAGGAGCUGGAGAAGGAGUACGCCGCCAACAAGUUCAUCACCAAGGACAAGCGCAGGAAGAUCUCCGCCGUCACCAACCUCUCCGAGCGCCAAAUCACCAUCUGGUUCCAGAACCGGCGCGUCAAGGAGAAGAAAUUCGUGGCCAAAGUGAAGACGAGCGCGCCAUGAUGUGGAGAAGCGCGCGCGUAAAAGGCGUGCGUAAAAAGGCGAAGCGUGCGUAAAAAAAAAAAAAAAAAAAAGGACUCCAGAAUGGUUUGGCGUCUCCGGAAUCCCAAAAAAACUGUAAAAUAUGAACUCUUCAAACAUCACACUCGGGACAUGAAAAAAGACAAUGUGAAAAGUGCCAAAGCGCGUCCCCGUGUGAUCUGUACAGCACUUGAGCCUGCGCUAUACGUGUACGUGUACGUCAGUGUCGUGUCUGUUUGUUUGUUUGUGUCUGUAGCCAUAGCAACCGUAUAUAUGCAUAUGUUUAUUACGCCUGUAAACGUGAGUAUAGUGUAUCACUUAAUAAACGCUGUU